Messenger RNA from Penicillium concentricum, 1584 nucleotides. RefSeq names its product wax synthase family protein. The transcript has a single exon. Gene Ontology annotation, biological process: lipid metabolic process. The record is from RefSeq and is a predicted model, not a curated record. Lineage: Eukaryota; Fungi; Ascomycota; Eurotiomycetes; Eurotiales; Aspergillaceae. Bases 1 to 1584 code for a protein of 527 amino acids.
AUGGCCAAUCCCCAUAGCUCCUACAGGGAUCUGGCCAAGAACUAUGAGAGGCAACUAGAUACCCUAAUAGCACAGGGAAUCUUCAAGCCAGUUUUUCUAUAUCAUGUUGUCAUCCUCCACAUUUUACCUUUGAUAGGUCUGGCCAUUCCACGCAGCAAGGGAGGACGAUAUGUUCGAAAAGGCAUUUUCGUCCUCUGUAUUGCAAUUGCAAUUGAAAUUCUACAAAACAGACGGGCAAUCAUUGGAGGAAAUGGUUACAUGCUUGGCCUGAUAACCGCUUGGUGGCUAGUAUGGAAUGCCACCUUGUUUGUGUUUACAGAUCUUGAACACGAUUUCAAGCGCAUUGAACGGAAACCUGUCAAUAUCCAGUCUCAAAAUGACGCCAGGAUUGAACAUAGUACUGUCAAAAAGUCGCUUGACUCGAACAGUCCAACAUGCACGGAACAGGAAAGCGACCUUUUUGUUUGGCGGCCAUAUCCCGAAAAGUUUUGGCAUCGCCUUGAAUGGUCCGCUGGACUACUCUUCAACCUGAGAGGGCCAGAAUGGAACUGGCGGGCUUCCCAUCUGGGUCCUCUUCCACGACCAAUUCAUGACCAAUUGCAUUCAGGAUUCAUGGGCAAAAUCAACGCACAUGAACCCUCCACGUAUCCCAGCGGCAAACACCGGCUGCAGGCUGCUUUUCGGAAGUUCUUCAUAUCUUACCUUGUACUAGACAUCUUGAAAGUCAUCAUCCUGAUGCCAGAUCCCUACUUUCGAGGCCUCGCUCCAGCCGAUUCACCGUCACCAUUUCCUUUCUUCUACUUCACAAAUCUCACAUUGCAUCCUGUCAUAGCCCAGCUCUGUCAUCGUUUAUACAGCGCCAUAAGUGUGUAUUUUGCCAUCGAGUUCGUGACAGCACUGAAUCCGAUGUUCUUCCUGGGGCUAUCUAUCGCAUUCCCCAACGGGGCUAAGAAGCUGACUGCCGCACCAUUGAAUGCUCCAUGGCUGUAUGGUGAUUCAUUCGGGCCGUUCUUCAUCCCAGUCCUUGAUGAAGGAUUGGCGGGCUGCUGGGGUCGUUGGUGGCACCAAAUCUUCCGGUACGGAUUUGUAGCUUCAGCACGCUGGAUCCUAUCCGUACUUCCGGCCGGCUUAGCUUCCCAUCUGCAAGUCCGUCGUGUUACUUACGUGGUGGUUGCCUUCUGUCUUAGUGGCUUUGUGCAUGCCUGUGGAAGCCAUACCCAGAUUGCAGAUACAUCCCCCGUAUUCGGGACAUUCUUAUUUUUCGCUUUGCAGGGUGUUGCAAUCAUGGCAGAGCAGUUUUUCAAGACAUCGAUCCUCCCGAAAUCACCCUUUGCUGGUGCGCCUAGAUGGCUGAGACGAACGGCAAAUUUUGUGCUUGUAUUCUUUUGGUUGAUGGCCUCAGGUGGCCUCGUCGCAGAUGACUUUGCGAAGGGUGGGUUAUGGUUGAUGGAGCCACUUCCAAUUAGUCCACUUCGUGCAUUGGGGUUUGGACUGCAGGGCCAAGGUUGGUGGUGCUGGACUGAGCCCUGGUUCCGGUACUGGAGUGAUGGUACAUACUGGGGGAGUGGCAUACGGGUGUUAUAG